Molecule: messenger RNA, 2040 nt
Organism: Solenopsis invicta (red fire ant)
Lineage: Eukaryota; Metazoa; Arthropoda; Insecta; Hymenoptera; Formicidae
Exons: 1
Coding region: 1-2040 (679 amino acids)
Source: RefSeq, a predicted model, not a curated record
AUGGAGACACCAAUCAUUGAGACUACGCAAGCCAUGAUCGCAUCUACGACCACGACAUACGACACAGACAUUCGUUUCCUUCUUGUCAACCAAAUUGUACAUUCUGUUCCCACCAGACCUAUCAAGGCCAUGUCGAUAAAUGUACCACAGCGUAUCGAGCUAGCGGAUCGAAUUUUCUUCAGACCGCAAGGUGUAGACUUACUCUUGGGAGCAAAGAUCUUCUGGGACAUCCUGGAAAUGGAUAGGAUCCAGUUGGGAGCUAAACAACUAAGACUACAAUCAACAAAAUUAAGAUGGUUAGUAUGUGGAGAGAUGGUACCAGUCCAUCAACAAUCCCAUAACAAUCUGAUCAUCUGCGGGCUUAUUCGAAACGAAGAACUUCAUGCACAGUUAGAACAAUUCUGGCAGAUCGAAGACAUACCAAAUUCCAAAAUACGAUCACCAGAAGAAACUAAGUGUGAAGAUAUCUUCCGGAAUCAAUAUACGAGAACGGUGGAUGGACGGUUCGAAGUGCCGUUACUCUUCAAGGAGGAUUCGAACACACUUGGCGAAUCCAAGGUCAACGCAUUCAAACGACUGCGCAACAUGGAACGCAAAUUCCAGAGAGAUGUCACUCUACGAAACGAGUACGUCAAAUUUAUGAACGAAUAUACCAUGCUCGGACAUAUGUCUCCACUGCCAGACGUUGACACUGCAAGAGCCAAUUACCUAUCACACCACGCAGUAGUCAAGGGAACGCCGACGUCAGCUAAAUUCAGAGUGGUUUUGGACGACGCGUCCAGCCCGACCAUGUCUGGAAAAUCUCUCAACGACUGCUUGAUGGUGGGACCAACCAUUCAGCCGAAACUGAUCGACACCUUACUACGUUUUCGACAACAUCCUUUCGUUCUAACCGGAGACAUAGUCAAAAUAUAUAGACAGGUCACACCUGAUCACAGACUACAUCAAUGCAUACUGUGGAGGCCGGACCCAGAAGUUCCCCCCCACUACAUUCAGUCUGAACACUGUUACAUACGGAACGGCCUCAGCACCCUUCCUGGCGAUACGAUUGUUACAACAAUUAGCUAUCGAUUUCGAAUGAACACAUUCUCAUGCAACCACGGUCAUAACUCGAGAUUUUUACGUCGACGAUAUGAUCACCGGGGACUCAUCGAUGGAAGAACUCUUAGCGAUCAAAUCUUAAGUCACAGAUAUCUUACAAAGGUUGCAGGUUUCGAAUUGGCCAAAUUUCACGCAAAUAUUCCGCUGGAUCACGAGAAGUGUAUAGGAGAUUAUGAUCUUACCGACACCAAAAUUCUAGGCCAUUGCUGGCAGCCAACCCCAGACUCAUUAAACUACAAGACAACUUGUAAUUCCAUGCCUGAAAGCAUUACGAAGCAAACGAUAUUGUCUCUAGUGACUCAGGUCUUUGAUCCACUGGGCUUGAUUGGGCUGGUUACUAUCAAGGCAAAGAUCCUUUUACAAACACUCUGGCAACUAAAACUAGACUGGGAUACUCCUAUCCCAGGACAACUCAAGGAUAUAUGGCUGAUCUACUAUCACCAGCUAACAACACCACGUCACGCCAUAUUACACGAUCCAAUCGACAUUCAACUGCAUGGUUUUUGCGAUGCGUCGCAAUCCGCUUACGGAGCAUGCAUCUACCUCCGUUCCGUCGACGACACGGGAAAUAUCAACGUACAAUUGUUAACUGUCAAAUCACGCGUGGCUCCAUUAAAAACAAUCAGCUUACCCAGACUAGAAUUGUGUAGUGCUGUACUCCUCGUUAACUUGGGGAGAAGAGUGACACAAGCUCUUACUUGCACAAUCACAGGACGUCAACUAUGGACCGACUCGGAGAUAAUGUUGGCAUGGAUACGGGGAGAACCGUCAACAUGGCAAACGUUCGUGGGAAAUCGCACUGCAGAGAUUCAACAACUGACCGAUCAACAAGAAUGGUGGCACGUGCGCUCCGAACACAAUCCUGCUGAUUUAAUAUCUCGUGGAAUGUUUCCAGAUCAAUUCAUCGACGCCACCUUAUGGUGGAAAGGCCCCCCAUGA